Silurus meridionalis is the source of this 3274-nucleotide messenger RNA. It is a transcript of the gene tex11, whose product is annotated as testis expressed 11. The record is from RefSeq and is a predicted model, not a curated record. The coding region runs from base 392 to 3136 and encodes 914 amino acids. Lineage: Eukaryota; Metazoa; Chordata; Actinopteri; Siluriformes; Siluridae. Gene Ontology annotation, molecular function: protein binding. The transcript has 29 exons. Gene Ontology annotation, biological process: meiotic cell cycle.
UUGAAUUGGAUUACGCAAUCCGCAAUCCCAGAGCUCUCGGCUCUUGUACGUCAUUGCGCCUUGACGGGAUUUAGAGGCGAACUAUGUAAAUCGACCGAAUCAUCAGAAUCAUAGAAAGAAACAUCCUAAAAUUUCCCGUGACACGUGACUUUUCUCGUUUGUCUUCAGUUCUACUGCUCGCGCGCCUCAGAUCAGUUUCGCGCCGAAAACACCUCCUUGUACGCGAGACGCGGUUUGUUGGGCGAAUCCAGGCUGAAGAACGCGUUUGUACCGACAUCUGUGGAGAAGCAGAACAUACAGUUACUACGUAAUAGUCGGUUAUAUAUAUAUAUAUAUAUAUAUAUUCUACUAUAAUAUCACCAAACUCAAACGUUUUCGUCUCUUAAUAAACAUGGAGUUGUUUUCCAUUACAGUGAAAGAUCUAUUAGCGAAGCUCCUGCAUAGCCAAAGUAAUGAGAGCGUGAGUGAAUUUAUCGAGCAGCUAUUUGAUAAAGUUGGAUCCUCUGAACAACGCGCUAAAAUUCAGGAUUCACAGGUUGAAGAAUAUGUUCUUCAAUUAUGGAACUGGGCUGUGACUAAAAAUGUUGGUUUAGCCAUCAGUGAGGAACAAAGAGCCAAAGUGCGUCAUAUAGCUUGCCGACUUCUGUAUUUAUGUGAACCUGAGAACCCAUCAGAAAAUACCAUUCGCAAGCAGAUUUUGAUGGCUAGUAAAACUGGAAGAACAUGGCUUGACUGUAAAAAUCCUAAGCUUGCUGAUGUUUUCUUCAGUCAGGCUGUAACUAGCCUGGAGAUUCUUUAUUGCAGAUUGAUGUCACAAAGAGACGAAGGUGCUGAUAUGAACCUUCCAAAAGCAGAUGCUGAGAAGGAGCUGCUGCGGAUUCUUUCUUAUAAAGCUGAAUCAGCACUUGCCCAGGAGAACCAACUGGAGGCUGUUUCCUGUGUAGACCGAUGUAAAGAAAUGCUUCUUAGACUUCCCAAGGAGACUGCAUAUCUGUCCAUAAUUUGCUAUAAAUUUGGGGUGGAUGCAUACAAUAAAAAGAAGCUUGAGGACAGUUCAUUGUGGCUCAGUCAAAGUUAUGAUAUAGGGAAGAUGAAUCCAAAGUACUCUCAAGGGCCAGAAAUGCAAGCCAAAGUCCUGAGGCUACUUGCUAAAGUUUAUUUGGAGUUAGACUGUCAGAAGUAUCAGGAUAAAGCUCUUUAUGCUGUGUGCCGGGCAAAUGAGGAAUGCUUACAACCACAGGGUAUUUAUCUUAAGAUCCGCAUUUUGCUAAAAAGUGGAACAACAGAUGAAGUUGUAAAAUCUGAACUCAAAGAAUUACUUGACUCUGAGGUUCAGCUAGAUGUGUGUCUUAGCACAGCCAAACUGCUGAUAGCAGAGGAUAGAGAAACAUUGGCCUUUGAAUUUCUGAACAUGAUUUGCCAACAUUUUGAAUCCUCUCCUGAGCUGGGCUCUGCACUUUUGUUGCAUAUUGAGUUGCUGAUGCUAAAAGGCAGAGAACUGCUAUGCAAACAGAAAAUUGAGGAUGCAAUUACAGGUCAUUACAAAGGAAGGAAGUUAUCACCACACAAUCUUAUCUCUCUCCACCUUUUACUGUGGGAUAAAGCUGCUAAAAGCAUUGAGGCCAAAAACUAUUAUGAGGCUCUGCAGUGGUACAACUAUUCAUUAAGUUUUUACAAGGCAGGUGAGUUGGAUCAGAACCUGGCCAAACUGCAAAGAAAUAGAGCUUCCUGUUUCCUUUAUUUGCAGCAACUAGACAAGGCCAAGGACGCGAUUUCAGAGGCACUUAAAUGUGAUCCAAACAGCAUCUUCACACACUUUAGUGUCUACAAGAUUGCAAUUCUGGAGAACAAUACAAAGAAGGCUGCUAAGGCUAUAGAAGAUAUUGGUGUGCUAGCCCAGAUGCCUGUGUCCAAUGAGGAUAAGCUUCUUGCCACUGAGAAUGCAGCAGCAAACCUUCUCAGCUUGGCUGCUCAGAUUGCUCUGGAUAAUAAACAGCAGGACACAGCGAUGAAAGCACUGGAACUUUUUUGUAAACUCUCAGAUGAUGUAGUCCAAGUGAUUACUGCUCUCAGGUGUUUAAUCCGACUUGUCCUGUCAACAUUGGAAAAUGCACACAAUGAAAAUAGGAAUGACAGUCAAGAUGCACUUUUGUUGUAUCUAAAGAUGGCACUUAAAAAUGUGUCUCGACUCAAAAAAGAACCUGGCCAAGGAGGGGACAUUUGCUCUGAUGAAGCCAACUGGUUUAGAAGGAUAGCAUGGAAUGCAGCAUUGCAGUGUGAGAGCAGCUCUGUUCGAAUGAAGGAUUACUUUCUUCUGUGCUACCAGCUGUCACAGCUAUGUGUUCAAGAUAGAGGCGUGAUGAUGGGACAGAAGACGUGUUUGCUGAUGGCUGCUGCUGCUUGUCUGGAAAUCUGCUGCAUGACUUCUCAAACUGAACAACAGACCGAGAUCCUGAUCCAAGCUUUAGAGCACAUUCAGAGCUGCUGGGAAAUAUGGAGGGUUUUAAAAGCUUUAGGUGACUAUGCCAGAGAUCCAACUGAAACUUUAUUGUGUCUUUACGAGUUUGAGGCACGAGCCAAAUUAAAUGAUCCCAGGCUUGAGUCAGUGCUUGAGUCAGUCCUGGAGCUUGAAACCGUUGACACAAAGAUUUUGGAGACAGUUGCCACCUUAGCAAUGAAAGCCCCAGCCCACUUUCCUGUGGUGUGUAAGAAGGCUUUAACGAUUGCCCUAUCUCUACACAAGCAAGCCCCACAGGCAGAUCUGACACGCUGCUGUUACUGCUUGCACACUCUGAUCCAGCUGUCACUGCCCAGUGGUGUGUGUGAAGUGGAGCCUCAUAUAUUAGAGGAAGUGUGGGGUUACUAUGAGGAGGCCCUGUCCAUCAUUUCAACUGCAUCUGAAGACUUUCCAGAACUGGAGAUCUUAUGGCUGUUGACUCGAGCAUGGAACACAGGAAUUUUGCUCUACAGUCUGUCCCAGUAUGCUGAGGCUGAGAAGUGGUGUGGUUUAGGCAUAAGCUUCUUACAGCACCUGGGUUCUAUGCAGGACAGCUAUCAGACUCAGAUGUCUGGUCUGUAUAGUGAGGUGCUUGAUAGGCUGGACAAAGCCAAAAAGAACACCAUAAUGGAGGAGUAAUUACUGAUUUAGGUACAGCUUUUGUAUUCAGUAGCAAGUGAAGACUGCACUGAAUUGUAUAUGAUUGGAAAAUGUUCACUACCUUACUUAUUGAAAAUUUGCAGAUGCAACAUACUAUAUUAUCCUAUACUCUCCUAA